Molecule: messenger RNA, 921 nt
Organism: Schistocerca nitens (vagrant locust)
Lineage: Eukaryota; Metazoa; Arthropoda; Insecta; Orthoptera; Acrididae
Product: homeobox protein BarH-like 2
Exons: 6
Coding region: 1-921 (306 amino acids)
Biological process (GO): regulation of DNA-templated transcription; central nervous system development; neuron differentiation
Molecular function (GO): DNA-binding transcription factor activity, RNA polymerase II-specific; DNA binding
Source: RefSeq, a predicted model, not a curated record
AUGGCGGGGCGCGAAGGGGCGGUGCGCGCCCAAUCCGGCUGCAGGGAUCGAUGCACGGAGUGGGGAGCCGGGCAGCCGUGGUGGGGAGGCAACGCGAGCGCGCGUCACAGGGGGGAAGAACCUGACUUCAUCAGCGCGGCAACAGUGGAAGGCCUACGAGUGCGACGAGAUGACACAGCGCCGGCAGACCGCCCCGGCAGCGUGACACCUCUGCACGACGAAGAUUCCGACAGCGGCGCCGCCUCCAAGAUGAUGCAGAACCCGCUGCUGUCGUACCCGGCGUUCAGCCACUUCCUGGAGCUGCGCCACCACCACCACCAACAGCCGCCUCCCAGCAAGUCGUUCACCAUAGACGCUAUCCUGGGGCUGCGCGCCACCGACCUCAGCACCGCCGCCUCCACCGCCUCCGCCGCCGCCCCCAGGACUGCCGGAUCCGCCUCCGCAGUGGCGGCGUGUCGGAGGACCAACCCUUCUGCUUCGGGCGAGAAGGGCGGCGCCGGUUCUUCGGAGGGCCGCAAGCAGUCGGCGGGGAAGUGCAAGCGCGUACGCACCAUCUUCACGCCGGAGCAGCUGGAGCGGCUGGAGGCGGAGUUCGAGCGCCAGCAGUACAUGGUGGGGCCCGAGCGCCUCUACCUGGCGCACGCGCUGCAGCUCACUGAGGCACAGGUGAAGGUGUGGUUCCAGAAUCGACGCAUAAAGUGGCGCAAACAGCACUUGGAGCUGCAGCAGCAACGGCUGGCGCAGCUGAAGCAGCAACAGCAGCAGCUGCACCAGCAGCAGUCGCAGCAGCCGCAGGUCGGCCGGCUGGAGGCGUCCACGCCCGGCGACAGCGACGGCGACAGCUGCAACAGCGGGCCCGACAGCCCCCUGCCCCCACCCCCACCACCGCAGCAGCAGCAGCCAGCCUUCCCCACGCAGUAG